Messenger RNA from Cyclospora cayetanensis, 1092 nucleotides. RefSeq names its product probable FAD synthase. The coding region runs from base 1 to 1092 and encodes 363 amino acids. The record is from RefSeq and is a predicted model, not a curated record. NCBI's taxonomy places the organism in Eukaryota, Apicomplexa, Conoidasida, Eucoccidiorida, Eimeriidae. Gene Ontology annotation, biological process: FAD biosynthetic process. Gene Ontology annotation, molecular function: FMN adenylyltransferase activity. The transcript has 5 exons.
AUGCGGGGAGAAGCGCAGGCCCCUGCCACACGGCUUCCCCAGAGCGGCCUUGCCGGGUGCUCUGGAGCCUCUCACUGCAGCAAUUGCUGGCCACGCGUGGCGUUCGAUUCUGCUGCUUCUCUGCUAAGAGGCAUAGAAGAACUCAACGGCUCCGACGGGGUGGACGUGUGUAAAUCGGCAAGCCAAUCAAAAGACUCAAGACAGCAACAGCCGAAGGAGGAGGACAAAGCUUCUGUUUGUCCACGCGCCUGCGCAGGGCUUGCGCUGGAGGCGCUCGAGCUGUUGGUUGAUAUUCUUCGCAUUUUUGGUCCUGAGAGGAUUCUCCUGAGCUUUAAUGGCGGGAAGGACGCCGUCGCAAUCCUCCAUCUCUUCAGAGCCGCUCUCGUGAAAUACACCCUCCUCCUGCAGCAGGAGCAGCAUAAGGAGCAACCGCAACAGCACCAGCAGCAGCAGAAACAGUCCCAGCAGCAGCACAAGGAUACUAAGCAGGAGCACCUGCAGCAUCAACAUCUGUGCAACGGAGGCUUGUCAGAGCACCCAGCCUUAGUGCGAACCUGCGGGUGCUUUCUGCCACGACCCCGAGCAAUUUAUUUUCAUUCUGGACCGCAGGAAUUUCCAGAAGUUGCCGCGUUCGUACGCCGAACAGCUGAAGAGUUCUUUGUCAAUGUGGAAGUCUAUUACUCGGACUGGGCAAGCGGACUGAGGAGCUUCCUUUCACAGCGGCCGCACACGCCUUUUGCUUUCGUGCUUGGCACUCGGAAUACGGAUCCCCAAGGGCUCACAGAAUCUCUGCAGUUUCUGCAGCCGUCAAGUCGCUGGCUUCCUCCCUUCUUGCGAGUUCAACCGCUCCUGAAAUUUGGAUACGGACAUGUGUGGGACUUCCUGAGGUACUUUAAACUCCCCUACUGCUGCCUCUACGAUCAAGGCUACUCAAGCAUUGGAACCAUGGAAAACACGCGGCCGAACCCUCUGCUUAUUCCCUCGGACGGAGGGGCCGCUCUCCCCGCGUAUGAGCUUCUUUCGUGGGAAAGGGAGAGAGAGGGGCGCUUCAAAAAGCAAAGAAAGGAGUCGAAAACAGUGGCAGUCUCGUAA